This is a messenger RNA of Psammomys obesus (fat sand rat), 7666 nucleotides long. It is a transcript of the gene Ptch1, whose product is annotated as patched 1. The transcript is spliced from 23 exons. Gene Ontology annotation, cellular component: plasma membrane. The record is from RefSeq and is a predicted model, not a curated record. Lineage: Eukaryota; Metazoa; Chordata; Mammalia; Rodentia; Muridae. Gene Ontology annotation, biological process: smoothened signaling pathway. Gene Ontology annotation, molecular function: hedgehog family protein binding; hedgehog receptor activity; smoothened binding. Bases 223 to 4512 code for a protein of 1429 amino acids.
GGCAGCGGCGGCCGCAGAGACCUCGGGACUCACGCGCAAUGUGGCAAUGGAAGGCGCAGGGUCUGAGUCCCCGGCGGCGGCCGCGGCCGCAGCGCCCGCAGCGCCCGCCGUGUGAGCGGCAGCGGCGGCUCUGUCACCCGGAGCCGGAGAGCCCGGCGGCCAGCAGCGUCCUCGCCAGCCGAGCGCCCAGGCGCGCCCGGAGCCCGCGGCGGCGGCGGCAACAUGGCCUCGGCUGCUAACGCCGCCGGGGCCCUGGGUGGGCAGGCCGGCGGCGGGAGGCGCAGACUGACCGGGGGGCCGCGCCGCGCCGCGCCGGACCGGGACUAUCUGCACCGGCCCAGCUACUGCGACGCCGCCUUCGCUCUGGAGCAGAUUUCCAAGGGGAAGGCUACUGGCCGGAAAGCGCCGCUGUGGCUGAGAGCGAAGUUUCAGAGACUCUUAUUUAAACUGGGUUGUUACAUUCAAAAGAACUGCGGCAAGUUUUUGGUUGUGGGUCUCCUCAUAUUUGGGGCCUUCGCUGUGGGAUUAAAGGCAGCUAAUCUCGAGACCAACGUGGAGGAGCUGUGGGUGGAAGUUGGUGGACGAGUGAGUCGAGAAUUAAAUUAUACCCGCCAGAAGAUCGGAGAGGAGGCCAUGUUUAAUCCUCAACUCAUGAUACAGACUCCGAAAGAAGAAGGCGCUAACGUCCUGACCACAGAGGCGCUCCUGCAGCAUCUGGACUCGGCACUCCAGGCCAGCCGUGUGCACGUCUAUAUGUAUAACAGGCAAUGGAAGUUGGAACAUUUGUGCUACAAAUCAGGGGAACUUAUCACAGAAACAGGUUACAUGGAUCAGAUAAUAGAAUACCUUUACCCUUGCUUAAUCAUUACACCUUUGGACUGCUUCUGGGAAGGAGCAAAGUUACAGUCGGGGACAGCGUACCUCCUAGGUAAGCCUCCUUUACGGUGGACAAACUUUGACCCCUUGGAAUUCCUCGAAGAGUUAAAGAAAAUAAACUACCAAGUGGACAGCUGGGAGGAAAUGCUGAAUAAAGCUGAAGUUGGCCAUGGAUACAUGGACCGGCCCUGCCUUAAUCCAGCCGACCCAGAUUGCCCUGCCACAGCCCCCAACAAAAAUUCAACCAAACCUCUUGAUGUGGCCCUUGUUUUGAAUGGUGGAUGUCAAGGUUUAUCCAGGAAGUACAUGCAUUGGCAGGAGGAGUUGAUUGUGGGUGGCACAGUCAAGAAUGCCUCUGGAAAACUCGUCAGUGCUCACGCCCUGCAGACCAUGUUCCAGUUAAUGACACCCAAGCAAAUGUAUGAACACUUCAGGGGCUACGACUACGUCUCUCACAUCAACUGGAAUGAGGACAGGGCGGCAGCCAUCCUGGAGGCGUGGCAGAGGACUUAUGUGGAGGUGGUUCAUCAAAGCGUCGCCCCAAACUCCACUCAAAAGGUGCUUUCCUUCACCACCACGACCCUGGAUGACAUCCUAAAGUCCUUCUCUGAUGUCAGUGUCAUUCGAGUGGCCAGCGGCUACCUGCUGAUGCUUGCCUAUGCCUGUUUAACCAUGCUGCGCUGGGACUGCUCCAAGUCCCAGGGUGCUGUAGGGUUGGCUGGUGUCCUGUUGGUUGCACUGUCAGUGGCUGCAGGAUUGGGCCUCUGCUCCUUGAUCGGGAUUUCCUUUAAUGCUGCGACAACUCAGGUUUUGCCAUUUCUUGCUCUUGGUGUUGGUGUGGAUGACGUCUUCCUCCUGGCACAUGCGUUCAGUGAAACAGGACAGAAUAAAAGGAUUCCAUUUGAGGACAGGACCGGGGAGUGCCUCAAGCGCACAGGAGCCAGCGUGGCCCUCACCUCCAUCAGCAAUGUCACUGCCUUCUUCAUGGCUGCGUUAAUCCCUAUUCCUGCGCUGCGCGCCUUCUCCCUCCAGGCUGCUGUGGUUGUGGUAUUCAAUUUUGCCAUGGUGCUGCUCAUUUUCCCUGCAAUUCUCAGCAUGGAUUUAUACAGACGUGAGGACAGAAGAUUGGACAUUUUCUGCUGUUUCACAAGCCCCUGUGUCAGCAGGGUGAUUCAGGUCGAGCCACAGGCCUACACAGAGCCUCACAGUAACACCCGUUACAGCCCCCCACCCCCCUACAGCAGUCAUAGCUUUGCCCACGAAACACACAUCACCAUGCAGUCCACUGUCCAGCUUCGCACAGAGUACGACCCUCACACACACGUGUACUACACCACUGCUGAGCCGCGCUCUGAGAUCUCUGUCCAGCCGGUCACCGUCACCCAGGACACUCUCAGCUGCCAGAGCCCUGAGAGCACCAGCUCCACCCGGGACCUGCUUUCCCAGUUCUCGGACUCCAGCCUCCACUGCCUUGAGCCUCCCUGCACCAAGUGGACACUCUCCUCAUUUGCUGAGAAGCAUUAUGCGCCUUUCCUCUUGAGACCCAAAGCCAAGGCUGUGGUAAUCCUCCUUUUCCUGGUCUUGCUGGGGGUCAGCCUUUACGGGACCACCCGAGUGAGAGACGGGCUGGACCUCACGGACAUUGUCCCCCGGGAAACCAGAGAAUAUGACUUCAUAGCUGCACAGUUCAAAUAUUUUUCUUUCUACAAUAUGUAUAUAGUCACCCAGAAAGCAGACUACCCAAAUAUCCAACACCUACUUUACGACCUUCAUAAGAGUUUCAGCAAUGUGAAGUAUGUCAUGCUGGAGGAGAACAAGCAACUUCCCCAAAUGUGGCUGCACUACUUCAGAGACUGGCUCCAAGGGCUUCAGGAUGCAUUUGACAGUGACUGGGAAACUGGGAGGAUCAUGCCAAACAAUUACAAAAAUGGAUCGGAUGACGGGGUCCUUGCCUACAAACUCCUGGUACAGACUGGCAGCCGAGACAAGCCCAUCGACAUUAGUCAGUUGACUAAACAGCGUCUGGUGGAUGCAGAUGGCAUCAUUAAUCCCAGCGCUUUCUACAUCUACCUGACGGCUUGGGUCAGCAACGACCCCGUAGCUUACGCUGCCUCCCAGGCCAACAUCCGGCCUCACCGACCAGAGUGGGUCCACGACAAAGCCGACUACAUGCCAGAGACCAGACUGAGAAUACCAGCAGCAGAGCCCAUCGAAUACGCUCAGUUCCCUUUCUACCUCAACGGCCUACGAGACACCUCAGACUUUGUGGAAGCCAUUGAAAAAGUGAGAAUCAUCUGUAACAACUACACAAGCCUGGGACUGGCCAGCUACCCCAAUGGCUACCCCUUCCUGUUCUGGGAGCAGUACAUCAGUCUGCGCCACUGGCUGCUGCUAGCCAUCAGCGUGGUACUGGCCUGCACGUUUCUGGUGUGCGCAGUCUUCCUGCUGAACCCCUGGACGGCUGGGAUCAUUGUCAUGGUCCUGGCUCUGAUGACCAUUGAGCUCUUCGGCAUGAUGGGCCUCAUUGGGAUCAAGCUGAGCGCUGUGCCUGUGGUCAUCCUGAUUGCAUCCGUCGGCAUUGGAGUAGAGUUCACCGUUCACGUGGCCUUGGCCUUUCUGACAGCCAUUGGUGACAAGAACCACAGGGCUAUGCUUGCCCUGGAGCACAUGUUUGCUCCUGUUCUGGACGGCGCUGUGUCCACUCUCCUGGGGGUACUGAUGCUUGCAGGGUCCGAAUUUGACUUCAUUGUCAGAUACUUCUUUGCUGUCCUGGCUAUUCUCACCGUCCUGGGGGUUCUCAAUGGACUGGUUUUGCUGCCCGUACUCUUGUCCUUCUUUGGACCAUGUCCUGAGGUGUCUCCAGCCAAUGGCCUAAACCGGCUGCCCACCCCUUCACCUGAGCCGCCCCCGAGUGUCGUCAGGUUUGCGGUGCCUCCCGGUCACAUGAACAAUGGGUCUGAUUCCUCCGACUCCGAGUACAGCUCUCAGACCACGGUGUCUGGAAUUAGUGAAGAGCUCAGGCACUACGAAGCACAGCGGGGUUCUGGAGGUCCUGCCCACCAAGUGAUUGUGGAAGCCACAGAAAACCCCGUCUUCGCCCGGUCCACUGUGGUCCAUCCAGAAUCCAGACAUCGUCCUCCCUUGAAUCCUCGGCAGCCCCACCUGGACUCUGACUCCUUGUCCUCUGGACGGCAAGGCCAGCAGCCUCGAAGGGAGCCCCCCAGAGAAGGCUUGCGGCCACCUCCCUACAGACCGCGCAGAGACGCUUUUGAAAUUUCUACUGAAGGGCAUUCCGGCCCUAGCAAUAGGGACCGCUCAGGCCCCCGUGGGGCCCGUUCCCACAACCCUCGGAACCCAACGUCCACCGCCACAGGCAGCUCUGUGCCCAGCUACUGCCAGCCCAUCACCACUGUGACAGCUUCUGCUUCUGUGACUGUCGCUGUGCACCCUCCACCUGGGCCUGGGCGCAACCCCCGAGGGGGGCCCUGUCCAGGUUAUGAGACUGACCACGGGGUGUUCGAGGACCCCCAUGUGCCUUUCCAUGUCAGGUGUGAGAGGAGGGGCUCGAAGGUGGAGGUCAUAGAGCUGCAGGACGUGGAAUGUGAGGAGAGGCCGUGGGGGAACAGCUCCGACUGAGGCAUGUGCUGUGGGUGCACUGGUGAUGCUUCCCAAACCCCGGACCCUGGGGACCCUUAUCCCCAAGGCAAGGCUGCUGAGGCCAAACUCUGUCCUCUGUAGACUAACAACACAGUUCCAAAUUGGGUUGCUUCUCUUUCCCUGUAAAUCCCUUGAGUGCAGUUUAUCAGCUUUACCUUGUACCUGUUUGCUGAGCGCUCAUAGAGCAGAAUUCUAACAAGCAUGCAGAUGACCUUGCAAGGUGAAGGUACAUGACGUGGAUUUAGCACCAUAGUCAGUCCAUUGUAGAGGUGCUUAGCUCAGUGUGGUCAUGACCAUAAUAUGACCUCUUUUUUUUUUUUUUUUUUUUUUGUUUUUUUUUGUUUUUUUUGUUUUGUUUUGUUUUGUUUUGUUUUCUUUUAAAGGGUAAUUAAAAUCUGAAGCAAAGAGGCCAAAGAUUGGAAAGCCCCCCCCCCCUUUCCAGAACUGACUGCUUGAAGAGAACUGCUUGGAAUUGUGGGAAAGCAGUUCAUUGUUACUGUAACUGAUUGUAUUAUUUUGUGAAAUAUUUCUAUAAAUAUUUAAGAGGUGUACACAUGUAAUAUACAUGGAAAUGCUGUACAGUCUAUUGCCCAGGGCCUCUCCACUCCUGCCCCAGAGUCGGGAGACCCCGGGGGUCCUUCCCUCUGUGUGCAUUGGUCUCUGUGCUGCCACCAAGCUUAACUUAGUCUUUAAACUCUCCCAGCAUACGUCGCUGCUGCUUAUAUAUUGUAUAAUUUACCUGUAUAAUUCUAUGCAAAUAUUGCUGUGUAAUAGGAUUAUUUGUAAAGUUUUCUGUUGAAGAUAUUUUAAAUUUGCAUAUCACAACCCUGUGGUAGGAUGAAAUGUUACGUUAACUUUCAAACACGCUAUGCGUGGUAAUUGUUUUAAGAGCAGACAUGAAGAAAACAGGCUGAUCCCAGUGGCUUCUCUAGGGCUAGUUUUGUGCGGUCCUCGUGGGCAUGUGUGUGGACAUGGGACUUUCCAAUGUACUGUACUGUGAUUAUUUUGUUGUUCUUUUGGCUUGUUUGUUUCUCUUUGCUUUGUGUGACCUUAGCCCCUGCCUCCUGAGCUGGGAAAGGCCAGGUCUCUCUCCAUUGUGAUGCUGUGGGAGGGUGCCCAGUCAUCUGUCUUAAUCUCGUCUCUGGGAGUAUCCAAGAGGAGCCAGACUUGCUUCAUGCCUGUGGCAGCCCUGAGGUCAUGAGUGGCCAGCCCUCCCGGCCCCUCUCUGUACUUCCGAGAGUAUGCUCUCACAGAUCAUAGUGUUGGCCGAUAGUUACCAGUUAUACCACAUGGCCUGGUGGUGAGUCUCAGCUGGGUCAGGAGAUUGCACUUCAGGGAAGUGUGGUUGUACCUUUCUUGAUGGUCGACACAUGCACACAGCCUCCUAUUCCAUAUCCCAGAUACAGGCAUUAAAAAUAAAUACAUAUAUAUUUCAGUCAAGGGCUGUAUUCAAGUUUUUACAACUGUGAGUCCCUCUCUUGAAAAAUUGACUGCCUGGCUGGGGCAUGCUAACAGUGUUGUGGUGAGCUAAGUGGGGAUGAGCUUCCAGGGACUCUUCUGCAUGCUCCUGUCCUGUGUGUCCUUCCUCCCCUUCUCCACUGUUAGCAUUCAUCCAGUGGGAUGUCUAUGGAGGAGCAGGAAGAGGCCACCCCAUAGAAGUGUAUAGAGAAAGCUCUUUGAACCUGGUGUUGGAUUGCAAAGUUUGAUCCUGUUCUCCUUCCGUGAGAACCGUGAGAACCAAAACCUUCCGUGAGGUUUUGGCCUCUUUGCCUCUGGCCAGAGACUAGUAAAUAGGGAAGCAAUGUCCUUGUCCUUCCCCAGUAAGCCCUGAGAAAUUAUCUCAGAAGAAGGGAGCUAGUGCCCAUGGAAGCUGACGAGCACUCUCUGCGUGCAGAUUCCCUGAAUCCCUCCUGUCUUUCAUGGAACAAUUUAAGGCGAUGGGCCCCUCAUAGUACCAGCAGUCUAGUGACCUCAGACCCGAAAACUAAUCCCCCAAACUGUAAGGUACUAACUAGAAGCCACCCAUGGCUACCAAGUGUGUGUCUGUGUCUGUGUCUCUGUGUGUGUGAAAGUAUGCUGGAGGCCCUGGCUGCCCACUGCUACUGUCUAAAUGCCUGUCAAGCCACUGUCUGCCCGCCAACACCAGCUCUGCUCAGACAGCUUGAACGCUGAGUUGAGGAGAGAGAUAGAGAAUUCUGAAGGCACUUCCCUGUGGUUCUUGGUUGUGUCCCUGACCCCUGAGCCUCGCUUUUGUGGCAAAAGGAAGUUCAUACAGCCCCUUGGCUUCUGUGCAUGAUGAAUUACAUCAGCCAAGGCAGGAAGGACACAGAGCUGGCAGGAGACUACAGUCUCAGAGUGAGAGAGAGAGAGUGUGUGUGUGUCUCAUAGUUUAUUUUGUCUGUAUUGUUUGUUCAUUUGGAUGUUUUAAUUUUUAAAAGAGAAGAUCUUUGCUGAUAUUUAUAAUUUUGUAUCAUAAGAAUGUCCUCCAGAAUUUGUCAUGCCAGUUUAUAACAACAACAAAAGAAAAAAUGCAGGGAUUUUAUUUCUGUUGGAAACACUAUUGCAGUUAUGUUUUACUUUUGAACAGAAGUUUUAUUUGUAUAGAGUGCUUACUAAUGUUAAAUAGUUCAGAGUAUAUAACAUUUCCAUUAAGGACUCAUGGUAGAUUUUAGUGUAAGGAGUUUAAAGGAAAUAAAUAUUCAAACUGGGUCUUGUCUGCCAAUUUGGGUGGAAAUGAGUUUGUGUCAUUUCAAUUACAAAGAUGAAAGUAUGCCAUAUAAUUUAUUUAUAUGAAAAUUUAUUUUUGUAGUGUACAUAGUAGUCAUCAAGUCUUUUGACAGAAGUAUAUUUUUAAAGAAUUUAUAUGUGAUAAAAUCCAUAAUGUCUGGAACUUUGCUGAGACAUGAGUGUGAGGACACAUUUCGUUGUAAAUGACAGCAAGGAAGAGACUAUGUUUAACAGUGUUAAGAGAGUGUACAAGUGAGCAGCUGUUCCUGUGAUUGGGAAGUGUUGGUGUGAGCAUUGUGACCUGGUGCAGUUCUCAGAUGAAAAUGUACAAAACUCUCUAAAUAUUAAUGUUCAAACACUGAUAGAAAUUCUAACAUGAAUAAAGAUAAUAUAACUUGUUGGUUUA